GGGGUGGGUCCACCGGCGCAAAGGAAAACCCACAUUUUUCAUUGUUAGGGACACGGUGGAAUGUGAUGGUUUGAUCCUACAGCGCAGGGAGUGGAGGGAAGAAACAACGAAGGCAGUUCAGGAGAAAAAAAAACCUGUCCCGCUGAUGUACCAGUAAAAUCUGUGAAAGAACUUGUGUUCAGUCUUUGGUUCAAACCUACAGUCAUCUUGUCGGAACUCUUCGACACAAAGCGAAUCAAUUUGGGGACUAUCGCAGAUUUUCUUUUCAUGGCAAGGGCUUGCGGAUGGAGCUCCAUAGUGAAACCAUCUGGUGACAGACGGGCCGCAUUUACCAGCUGCUUAGCACCCAACACGAGGAUGUAUCCAUAGAAAGUAAGUUUACGGUGAUAGACACCCAUGUUGACCAUUAAGCUGAGGGGAGUUGAAGGAAUAAGAACCAACCAAAGAAAAAGGGAGAAGACAUUGUGUGGAGAGGAGAAAGGGACUCGACACAACUCAACAUUACGGACUUGUGACUCAUCAUUUUAACCAGAGAAGAAGGACUGCCACACAAAUGUGGACCUCCCAAAAAGCAGUAAAAUAAUUUCCCCUUUCCAUAUAGAAGACAACAGCAAUAAUAUCUGUGAUGUCUGAAAACAAAGACAUAACGAGUCGCCACCUGCGGCACAAGCUGCAAAGCCUGGGACGACGGCUGGAUGAGCUUGAGGAGGCCACCAACAAGCUCCAGAAGUCUGAAGAUGAGCUGCUGGAUCUGCAGGACAAGAUCAUCCAGGCAGAGGGCAGCAACUCCUCCAUGCUGGGCGAUGUAGAGGCGCUGCGCAAGCGGCUGCUGAGGAUUGAAGGCAAAGAUGAGGAGGUGUGCAAGGCGGAGGAUCUCUGCCGCACAGUGAGGGAGAAACUGGAGGAGGAAGAGAGCUUGACCAAGGACCUAAAGUCUGAGAUUGAGCGCCUGCAGAGGAGGAUGGCUGAGCUGGAGAAGUUGGAAGAGGCCUUCGGCAAGAGCAAGUCAGACUGUAGCCAGCUGUGCCUCAAUCUCAACGAAGAGAAGAACCUGACCUGGAAGCUCUCCUCUGAGCUUGAGUCCCUCAAGGCCCGUGUGAUGGAAGUGGAUGCAUCAGAGGUAAGGCUGGACCGGGCUGAGAAGUUCCUGGCAGGGGAGCUGGAGCAGCUCAAGGGUCUCACUCAGACUUUUGUGAGUGAGAGGAAUAGGCUCCUGGAGAAGCAAAGGGAGGAUGAGAAGCUUAUACUAAAACUGACAGAAAAGCUGGAUUGUCAGAACAGGAUCGGCCGAGCAGAUCCCGGCCGCACAGACUUGAGGGACCUCCGCAUUGAAGAUGACCUCUCAUCUGGCCUGACUAGCAAGCUGGGGCGCAAGAAGAGCGUGGACUACCUGAAACUGGGUGGCGACGUUGGGCUAAGGAAUAAGUCAGAAAACGAGAAGAACAGCCUUGAUGGCCAGGAAGACAACAAAGUCAAGGAACUCACCCAGGAAGUUGAGAGGCUGAAGAACCGGCUGAAGCAACUGGAACUGGUGGAGGAGGAUCUCAAGAACACAGAGUCAAAGAACGGAGAGCUGCAGGAGAAGUUCCAACAGGAGAGGUCCCGCAGCCGAGCCCUCAACGAUCAGGUGGAGCAGCUUAGAAUGCAGCUGUGCAGUGGCAGCAGUCAUGGCAAUGGAGGGCUUAGCAGUCCAGCAAAGGUCCUUGAGAAUGGCAAGGCAGAGAAUGAAGAGAUCAAUGUCCGGGGUGGGUUCAGGCAGGACAAGCCUAAGUACAGGAGUGCUGCAGCUGCAGAGCCAGCCGCCCCCAAGUACAAGAGACGAGAGCUGUCCCCGCAGCACAAGAGGGAGACCAAGCUGAGGAGCAAAGAGCUGAGCAACUCUGAGGAAAGUUCUCCGAAGUCUGUCAGGAGGGCACUCAGUCCUUUACACAAGAGCAGGAGGACACCAAAGACUGGAGCCUUAACUGCCUCUGACAAUGUAGUGAAAGAAAUAGGGAGAAGGGUGGAGGACAAAACAACAAGGGGAGGAGCCCAUACUCCUGUUAGCACGUCUUUGAGUGACAGCAAGAAGGUUUCGGUUCUUAAUCGCUACCCUCCAGCAGCUAAUGACCAGAAGCCAUGGAAGACAUCUCAGAAACCAAGUGAGAGUGAAAGCAAAAAGAGCCAAGUGGAUAAGUUUUCUAGAUUGAAUGUUGGUUGUGACAGUGAGUCAAACAAUUCUGUUGUGGUGCCUGAAAGCUCAAGCAAGAGCAACACAGUCUCCCCUCCUGAAAAGGAUGCUUCUGCGUCUGAUCUGGUGUCUGUGGACCUGGUUCAAGAGGCUCCUCCAGUGUCAGACCUCUCACAGGCCAAUGGGUCGUACACUGCCUACAAGUCCCAUGUGUCCCCGCUGGUCAGUGAUCAUGGCUCUGAGGGUCACUCUUCAGCCUCUGAGACUGAAUCCACUGGGUCCAGGCCUUCAGAGCCUGUGUCCGAGGUGGCAGCACUGAGUAGCAGAACCUCCAACCCUCCGAAGUACUCUAGAUACUCUCGCCUACAAGACUCCCAGUCAGAGGGUUCCUCCACCAGGAGCUCAAUUGACGAGGAGCAGAACAGGCUGUUGAUGGCAGAAGGAGGAUCUCUGGAGCCCACUCACACCCCAGCAGGGAUAGAGGUCCGCAGGGUCUGCAGCCCACGAGAGGCCCUGAGGUCAAAGGCAGUCAUCAAGCCGGCCAUUGUGGAGAUUGAUAGGAAGGAAGUUAUGAUAUCCGGAGUCGGGGCAGAGUUCUUGACCUCCAAUGGCAAGCCCAAAAUCUCCACAAAACCCGUCCUGACCACCAACAAGAUGACCAGCAGCAUCACUAUCUACCCCAACGAUCCCAGCUCUUCCAGGACCAGCAGCCGCAGCAGCAGUGUAUCCAGCGAGCCACCAGUCAAGGAACGCCACACGUCCACUAGCAACAUUGUCAUCGGGCCCAGUGAGCACAGGGGGAGCAUCUCCAUCCCCUAUGAGAUCUCCAUUCCCAAGAGUAAGAUCACCCUCCGGCCAUCCAUGGAUGGCCCGGACGAAACAGAUCAACCAGGGGUUUUAGGGAUGGCCCGUGCGGAGACGCACCUACGCUCCCGAAGCAGCUUCAGCCUCCAGUCACCGGAGACCAUCUCAGACUUCAACAACGACACUGAGUCAGGUUUUGAGAGCAGCAGUAGCAGCACUACCACCGUCACCAGCUGGAGGAGCCAACACCACGGCCACCACACCUCCCAGGACGACGGUCUCCCCGAGAUGAGAAACCUGACUGUGCGGAGCACCUGGAGGAACAGGGGGGCGGCAUCCGUGGACGAGCCUGGCCAGGGAGCCAGGCUGGACGGGGUGGGCUCUGAGGAUGAGGUAGAGUCGGCCACCACGUGGAGGGCGUACCGCGCCACAACUGUCCUGGACAAGGAGGAGAAGGUUAAUGCCACAGGGGCCUCUACAUCACGGGCAGCCAAGCCGUCGCCAGCAGAGCUGUACAUGCGCAGGAUUAAGAACAGUGUGGUGACCACCAGGGACAUUGCAGAGCCGGUGUGCCGGAGCAAGAGCUCUCUGUCACCCUCUGAGGGAGUUAUGCAGAGGAGUAUCCCCCACGAGCCUGUCAGUUCUCAGGAGCUCACGCCCCGGCAGACACAACCCAUGGCUGCCGACAACACUAACCCCAGCUCUUGGUCACGGAGGACGAGGCCGGCCCCCGGUGACCUGGGUACCUACGAGAGGGAGAGAGUGAGGAGCUCCAGGCCUGACCUAGGGGCCAGCAGAGGAACGGGAACCACGGCUUCCAGACCAGAGCUGUGGUCCAGUAGGGGUCAGGCUGGCCAUGCGGAGAGGAUGACCGGGCGCGGUAAUCAACCACGGAGCAACCGUCAGACCGACAACUAAACCGGCCAACCAUCCUUGUAGCUCCGCUUCAUAAUGUCCAGAGCUCUCCAUGCCCCCAAACUGCCUGGAGCCCCUCAACAAGGAGAAAUGUACUGUAUCAAGCAUAUCUAAAUCCCCGAGCAACAGCAGUCACAGCCAUACAGAAGAAUAAACAACUCUCAAGUCCCUGUCCAGCACCUACCUACCCAUGCUUCUCUGAGUGCAAAAACAAGAUGGCCACCCUCUGAAACCUUCAACCACACUCUUCCAUUUGCACAGACACAACAUCAGUUGUAUUAUAAUGUGCCCAUAUACAGUAUCGCUCUGGUGUGGACCUCACCACCAGUGAAUGUAUCCUCUUCCGCAUCUUCUCCUACCAGAUGUAUUAUAAUGUAUUCCUCAGACUCGACAAGGGAGAGAUGAUCACUUGGGUGACUGGGCCUAGAGGUGUGUGUGUGUGUGGGGGGGUGAGGGGGGGGCGAGAGAGACACAGGAAGGAUUUGUUGUCUUUCGGAGUGGACCGUUACAAGACCUCACUUUGGAACUUCCCAGCGGAGCUCCCAAGCUGCACAAAGGUUGUACCCAUGUGACCAGAAACGGGGAGCGAAUUACUUGGAUUAAAAAUAAAUCUACUCUGAUCUUUGACUUAUUCAAACUUAAUUUAGUGAGCGCUUAGACCAUGCAUUUGCUUUAUAUUGACAACUAGAGAACGACCGAUAUGAGUUUAAGGGCCUAUACCGAUACUGAUUUUUGGAGGUCAAGGAGGCCGACGGCCAAUAUUUUAUGCCGAUAAUGAAUAUAAUUCAAUUUAAGGAUUUUGAUUAAUUUUCCCAGAGACAGCCACAAAUCAAUUAUAUAAUCAUACAAUCAAUUUUACUUUUUUUUUAACAAUCUAUCUACAUAACAUAAUGGUAAUCAUUGAUUUGAAUGCUUAAUCUCUUGAUAAACUGGGUAAAUCAAGAUGGCAUAGGCUUGCCUACUCACAAUACAGGUGAAUUCAUACCCAAUAAGACUGCAUGCAUUCAUCUUUUGAACUCAUUUGGGCUCAUUUCAAUGAUCUAUGGGUCUACAGAUGACAAUCUGUUUCCCUUCCAUUUGGGACCAUGUUAGCCUCAGGGUUGGGGAGUAACUGAUUACAUGUACUUUUGAAAAACUUGAUUACUUUUAAAUUCAGAAAUGAUGUUUGUGGGAAAAACAUACAUUGUGAUACCUUUCUGUUUUUUCAAUGACAUUCAAUGAAUCAUUGAAAAAAGAUGCAAGUGUUAAGUUUAUUCCAUCUGAGGGAGUCUGACCAGAAGUCAGAGACCACUGAUGACACACCAAAUGUGUUUGAUGGAUCCUUUUUGUCUUCUUCAAAUGCCUCUUAAGAGGAAAGUAAUCCAAAAGUAACUGAAAGUAAUCAUUAUGUUACUGAUUACAAUUUUGGACAGGCAACUGUAACGUAUUCCAUUUAGAAAGUAGUCUACCAAACCCUGUUAGGCCUAGUGAUCAACAAAAUGUUAAUAGAAGUAGCCUAUUGUCUUCUUUUAUAAAGACGUGGGCUGUCUCUUUAAAGGUGCUACACAUAGGAUUUUUCUGAAUUGUUGCUUUGUAAUUACAGAAAAUGUUCAUAAUAUAGUGGAAUGAUAAUGUUUCCCAGUAUUACUUAUCCGCCAUUGUUGUGAUUGGCUGUGAUAUUUGCCUAGUGAUUUCUCCCGCCAGAGCUGCAUCUGUUGUCAAAAUGGGAAAGCUGUUUUGACUUUGUGGCUGUGUUAUCUAGUGGAAAAGGGGUCAAGCAGACAAUGUAGAAAUGGCUCCGUCAUUUACUGGUUGUUAUAAUUCUACACUGUUCGCUCAAUUUCUGUUUGUGAGAAAACAUGCACUUAACAGUGUAGGGCAGUGGUCACCAACCUUUUUCUGAGUCGAGAUCACUUUGAGUCAAAAUGCAAGCCGAGAUCUACCGCUCUUUUUUUUAUUUUUAACAUGACUUAAAAAACUUAAGCCUAUGCAACAUUAACCAAUUAAAAACGGGUUAUGUAGCAAUGAGGUUUGUGCAGUAGGCUAUAGGCCCAAUACAUUAUCACUGCAUAUUGACUAUGCUUGAAUUGCCGUGCCAAUGUUGUUCUCAUUUUGAAAUGAUAGGUAUAUGAUCCCACUGGUAAUAGAUCAUUUGUCGUAUUACUUGAGAGGCUGAGUGAGCAUACUCUUUUUUUUUUUUUUACUGGACUGAUUGCCUGCAUCUAUUGGUCAGUCUGAGGAGGGAGCGAGCAGCGGUGAGGUUGACCCUCACCCGACUCACCGUCCCUUCGCUCUCCCUCCCUUUGCUGUGAAAAUGGGACACGGUCUUCCAUCUGAUGGCGAAACUCAAGUCGCACUGCAUUAUUUCUGCUUCGUGCACUAUUUCAUGUUACUCCUAUGACCAGAGAAAGUGAACUAUUCCUUGAUAUUAAAAAAGCCACUAACAAGCCACUAAUAAUAACAACGCAAGCUUUGCUAUACUCAUUUAUUGCAGCAGCAGUGCUGGUUGUAGCGUGAGUGGAAGUAGGGAGAAAGUGCAUUUUUAUGGCUUAUAAAAGGUUUGAACAGAGUGUUGACAGUGCUGAAUAGCAACUUAAACAUGAAGUUACUCAUAAAAACAGAAACUCUUUGGUGUAUUUGUUGAGUCUCUCUAGUCAUGGUUUUAAAUGUUUUUUGAAAUCUCACAGUAUCAACUUUGCUUCUUUUUACACUCUAUUGCUUGAGGAAACAGUGCAGUGAUCUAUCUGAUUGGACUUCGGUAGGCCUAUAGGUGCACUUGAAUUGCUUUCUGGGCCUGCCAGGUAGGUCGGCGUUCUACUUUCAAGAUGCAUGAAGUGGUUCAAAAUGGGAUAAAUUUGCCUUCCCAUCGCUAGGGCUGCUGAAUCACGUAAACUCACCGUCAACAGCGAGAAACCAAGAAAAUGAAAAAAAAAUAGUAACGCGAGGCUUUAUCGUUGGGUUUUUUACAGAAAUGUUUGGUGAUUGACUAGAAAUGCUUGGAGAUCAACCAGUCGCUCGCAAUCGACCGGUUGGUGACCACUGGUGUAGGGAAUCAUUGUACCAUCUAAAUCGCUGUGAAAUAUCUUUUCAAAAACAAAAAAUAUAUUUUUUACCAGCUGUUUGACGCUGGUGGACGAGAACCAAAAGUAAAAGGCGUGAGAAGUAAAGUGUGAGCCUCUGCCUUGUUACGGGGAAAUGGGAUGCUGGGGAUGGGGGAGAUUUGUUUUGAAUGCAGCCUAGUGCUGUUACAAUUCACCUAGCUUCCACAUGGGAGAAAUUCGAGGUGUAGCACCUUUUUUAAGAGAAAAUACACCACUCAGGACUUAUGUAGCCAGGCAGUUUGAGAGAAGAAACCACUGGCUACUCAUGUAGUCAUUUAGCAGUGAAUUAUUAACACAAUUUUUGGUGACAAUCAGCUUUGAAAUUAGCAUGUUUUGCUUUAUGGUAGCUACCACAAAUAAAGUUAUAGGGUAGUGAGCUGAUGUUAGAAAAGUUGUCUUUAUGAACACUAGCUAUUGGUAUGUUGCUUUGUAAAGUGCUGCAGUCUGUAUGGACAUUGUUUUGCCUAACAGUAAAUUAACACUAUAAACAUUUCUACAUUC
Salmo salar (Atlantic salmon) is the source of this 7470-nucleotide messenger RNA. The record is from RefSeq and is a predicted model, not a curated record. NCBI's taxonomy places the organism in Eukaryota, Metazoa, Chordata, Actinopteri, Salmoniformes, Salmonidae.